AUACGUGUUUAAAAGUUUCCUACAUUUAAGUCAAAAGAGGCUGGCUGGCUGGCUGAUGCUACUGCUGUUGUGGAUUUAAUUGCGCGUCUAUGUUCCCUUGUGCUGUGAGGGAACGUGUGUGUGUGUGUGUGUGUGUGUGUGUGUGUGUGUGUGAAGGAAGAAAGGGGUGGUGUUUAGGGGUCUGGGAUGAGAAAACGAGUGAUUUUGUUUUGUAGCCUUCAGAAAGAAAAAUAUUAAAGUUUUUACAGUGGGAAAAUUUUGGUGGUGAGGGAGAAUAUGACUAAAAUAUUACCUCAAAUUUAACCUAACGUGGUGGAGCUUCACACUCCUCAGCUGCCCCUAAGCAAACCAAGCCUAACACAAAGAAGCCUACCCUAACUUGUGUCUGGUGCUUCCUCCUCCCCAAGACUGGCUGUCUCGUGUCUUAAUCCCAAGUUAGCCUAACCAAACUUUACCUAACGUAACCUAAGCAAUUAUAACCUAGCCAAACCUUACCUAAGCAAGCCUAACCUAGCCAAGCCUAACCUCACCUCACCUAACCUAAAGAAGCCUAGCCAAACCUAACCUAACCUAGCUUAACCUAACCUAACCUCACCUAACUUAACAAAGCAUAACCAAACCUAACCUAACCUACAUCCUCUUCCUACAGCCCCACUCAACCAAACCUAACCUAACGUAACUUUCAGAGCAAUGGCAACCCUCCGAUCCGGCAAGCAAGUUGGCGGCAGCGAUGGCGGUGGCGGUGGCAGUGGUGGUGAGGUGGACGGCAGGGACAGAGGGGCAGUACAGGCUGCGGACAUCAAGGAGAAGAAAUUGAAUUGGGAUGCCUUGCUCAAAAGAAAGUACCUGCUCCCUUUGCACCAAGAAUCAGUACUGAGUUAGAUGUUAGUAAUUUUUCUGAAGAGUUCACUGCAAUGAUACCACAGGAUUCUCCAGCAAUCGUUCCUCCAGAUGUUGAGAAAAUGUUCAAUGGCUACUCCUACGUUGCUCCAUCAAUUCUCUUCACUGACAAUGUCAUCAGCGACAGCAGCAGCCUUUUCAAGAUGUCACCAGACAGAAGACCUUCCACAACCAACCUAUUAUUGGCUUGUAGCUUUAAGGACUCACCAUUUUUCCAAAAAUACGAACUGAAUCUCCGAGAUAAUAUACUCGGAGACGGCAGCUUCAGUGUCUGUCGGGAAUGUGUACAAAAGUCCAGCGGGCAACAACACUUUCCUGUGGAGAUAGUGUCAAGAAGACUAGACUGCCAACAAGAAAUCAAUUUACUCUGGGCUUGCCAAGGACAUUCCAACAUUGUCAACAACCUCCAUGAAGUUUUCCGUGAUGAGGCACACACCUACAUUGUGAUGCAGCUCCUUGGAGGUGGAGAGCUGGCUGCCUCAGAGGAUCAGGAAACACGAGAGGUUCACAGAGGCUCGCCUCGGGCUUCGGUCGUCGUGAGGAACCUGGUGUCAGCAGUUCACUACGUGCACAGGAAAAGCAUCAGUGUUCACGGAGACCUAAAGCCAGACAGGGGUGAAAAGGGUUGGUGUUGAGGAUAGACAGAAAAGAAAAGAAAAGAAAGGAAAGGUAAAAAAAGGAAGUUUUUUUGCAUUGAUUUUCCAUCUGCUUAUUUUAAAGAAUUUAUUGCACGGAAUAUUAUUGAUCUCCAUCAUUUGUAUGGCCUUUAUAAUAAAAAGUAUGAAUUUA
Messenger RNA from Scylla paramamosain (green mud crab), 1689 nucleotides. Its product is annotated as ribosomal protein S6 kinase alpha-5-like. Gene Ontology annotation, biological process: protein autophosphorylation; intracellular signal transduction; peptidyl-serine phosphorylation. The coding region runs from base 915 to 1535 and encodes 206 amino acids. Lineage: Eukaryota; Metazoa; Arthropoda; Malacostraca; Decapoda; Portunidae. Gene Ontology annotation, molecular function: mitogen-activated protein kinase binding; ATP binding; calmodulin binding. Gene Ontology annotation, cellular component: cytoplasm; nucleus. The transcript has 5 exons. The record is from RefSeq and is a predicted model, not a curated record.